AUGCUUUGGAUACAACGAAGAUUCUUGAGCCGUUGUGCCGACUUGCUUCGUACGGAAAUGGCGCGAAGUUAUUUUCAAAUUAUAUCCGCUAAGCUGAAAGCACUCCAUAAAAAUGUGGGUGAUGUAUCGAGGAUUGAUAAUUCUGCUUCUACCACACACUUAAAAACUGUGACAACAUUGGCUCACACAUUUUACGAUAAGUUGGAAAUGCUAACACAGUUGGAUAUGCUUUUAAAAGUGGAAAAUGACGCAGAAAUACAAGAAAUUGCCAAGUUGGAUAGUGAACGAUUAACGGAGGAAUUGGAUAGUGUUGUGAACGAAUUAACUGAUGCCAUAAUACCCGUUACUGAAUACGAUUCGCUAAGCAAUUGUCAACUAGAAAUCACUCCAGGUGUAGGCGGUAUUGAAGCAUCCUUAUUCUCAGCCGAAUUAACUCAAAUGUACCAUAAUUACGCCCAAUUCAUGAAGUGGAAGUGGACGCCUUAUCAAAUCGAUGCUUCACCAUCGGGAGGCAUACGUAGUGCUGUAAUUUUUGUGGGAGGUAACGGAGCAUUUCGAGCGUUACGUUAUGAAGCCGGUGUUCAUCGUGUACAGAGGUUUCCAGUAACGGAUAAAACACGCAUGCACACAAGUACAUCUGUUGUAGCUGUUCUUCCGGAACCAGAAAAGAUAGAAGCUUGCUUGACAUCAGCUGACGUGAAAGUAGAAACAAUGAGAGCUUCGGGUCCUGGUGGCCAAAAUGUCAAUCAGCGAUCCACAGCGGUCCGUCUAACGCACCGUAAAACGGGUAUAACAGUGCACUGUACCGAUGAAAGAACGCAAUAUUCUAAUAUGGAAAUAGCGUACAAACGAUUAGCUGCGAUACUGUUACAACGGAAACUUGAUGAAACGCAGAAGCAGUACUCAUCAUCCAGAAAACUACAAGUAGGAACUAAGGCACGAGCUGAAAAAGUACGAACAUACAAUUUCAAGGAUGAUCAAGUAACAGAUCACCGUUUGGGUAAAACAUGGCAAGGUGUUGCAAAUGUCAUGAAGGGGAGCAGUGUUUUAAAUCAAAUCAUUCAAUCUCUACAUGAACUAUCAAAAGCUCAGUAUUUAAAAGAAAUCUUGAGCGCAGAGAAUUGUAAUACCAGAUACACUAGUUCUAAUAUUUAA
Cercopithifilaria johnstoni is the source of this 1155-nucleotide messenger RNA. The record is from the annotation of a GenBank genome assembly. NCBI's taxonomy places the organism in Eukaryota, Metazoa, Nematoda, Chromadorea, Rhabditida, Onchocercidae.